AACAUGGGCAGGGCAACAUAGGGUUCCAACUUCCAACAGUAAAAACCAAACUCCAAAAGUAACCUCACUCACCUCACCUCAUCCACCCCCUUUUCCCACCCGUGCCACUCUCAUCAUCUCAUCUCAUGGUGCCGUGCAACUCUCAAUAAUUUCCUUUCAUUUCUCAUACAUACCCAUUCAACUCCCAUUUUGAUUUUCUACCCCAGUGUCAACACAACACAACACAACACGUCAAUUCCUAUUCACACAACGCAAUCUCACAUGCUUCAUAUACUCGUAACCAAAAACACUAACAACACCAGCUGAGCACCAUAGUAAAUUAGAAUUAUGGGUGGAAAUGGUAAACACAGAUGGAAAAUCUCCUUCCAUCGUUCUUCCACUCAUCCUAGUAGAAACUCACAACCUCCAAAAGAGUUUAUAUGUCCUAUUACCGCUUCAUUAAUGUCCGACCCGGUCGUUGUUACUUCGGGUCAAACCUUUGAACGCCUCGCCGUCGAAAUUUCCACCGAAUUAAAAUUCUCCCCCAUUUUAGACGACGGAACCCGACCCGAUUUCUCAACUAUCAUCCCCAAUUUGGCCAUCAAAACAACCAUCACAAACUGGUGCGACAAAUCCCGCACCCAAUACCCUCCCACACCUGAUUACACCACCGUGGAGAAGCUAAUUAAAGAAGCAAUGGCUGCGGCGGCGGCGGAGAAGGAAGAACCGAUUAGGGUUUCUGAAAAGGAGCUGCUCAACGCGGUGGCGGAUAAUCCGCCGGUGAUAUUCUCCCACGCUGCUACUGAGUUAGGUCCACGUGUCAACCGUUUCAACUCGGGAUCUUCCUCUGAGGAAUCGGUGAUAAUUGGGGAAAGUCCUGGAACGCCUUUACCUUUCACGCUUCGUCCAACGUGUUUCUCUCCUUCUUCAUCUUCCUCGUUCGAGAUCGAAGUUCAAAACCCUAACGUUUCUUCUCCUUCGGAAGAAGAAGAAACUCUACUGAAGAAGCUGAAGAGCAACGAGGUUUUUGAACAAGAGCAAGGAGUGAUUACUCUUAGAAGUAUCACUAGGAACAGAGAAGAAGCUAGGGCUUCGCUAUGCACUUCGCGGAUUCUCGCGAUUCUGCGUUCUCUGAUUCCUUCCCGUUACGUCGUCGUUCAGGUCAACGCUAUUGCUUCUUUGGUCAACCUUUCGCUUCAGAAAUCAAACAAGAUGAGAAUUGUGCGGUCAGGAUUUGUUCCGCUUCUCAUUGAUGUGUUGAAGGGGGGAUCCAGUGAAUCUCAGGAACACGCUGCGGGUGCACUGUUUAGUUUGGCUUUGGAUGAUGAUAACAAGAUGGCUAUUGGUGUUCUAGGGGCGUUGCAGCCGCUAAUGCAUGCGCUGAGGUCUGAUUCCGAGCGAACUCGUCAUGACUCCGCGCUUGCACUCUAUCAUUUGACUCUAGUUCAGAGUAACAGAUUCAAGCUUGUGAAACUCGGGGUGGUUCCGACUUUGCUUUCGAUGCUGAUGACAGGGACAAUGGCGAGUAGGGUGUUGUUGAUUCUGUGCAAUCUUGCUAUGUCUGUGGAGGGAAGGACGGCGAUGCUGGAUGCCAAUGCGGUGGAGUGUAUGGUGAAUUUGUUGAGGGGGAACGAGUUGGACUCGGAGGCAACUCGGGAGAAUUGUGUGGCAGCGUUGUAUGCAUUGAGUCAUGGAAGUUUGAGAUUCAAAGGGUUGGCGAAGGAAGCGAAAGCUGUGGAGGUUUUGAGGGUGAUCGAAGAGACAGGGACGGAGAGGGCGAGGGAGAAGGCUAAAAGGGUGUUGCAGAAGAUGAGGGGUUUUGAAGAUGGUGAUGAUGAAGAUGAUUCUGGGUUUGAUAGUCUUUUUGAAUCAAGCGGGUUGACUCGAACAAGGUACCGAGGUGCUGGAGCUAGGAACAACAACCUUGUCAAUUCAACUACAUUUUAGGUUAUCAUUUGGAUUUCUCCAUUUAUUUUUCCAUAGUUUAAAUUUACUGGUUUAGGUUCUGUAGGAAAAUGGAUGAAUUAUUAUUAUUUGAUGAAUUGAAAUGUGUAAGUAGUUAAAGAAGAUUGAAGAGGAUUAUGUUCUGAAAUGUGAAUUAGUUUAUUGGUCUUGCUGGGUUUGGGGUGUAAAUCAUGGAUUUGGAGGUGGCCAUUUCAAACUUGCUAUUCUAAUUUAGCUUAUGUGGAUUAAUUUAGUCUAUAAUCAGGGUUUAGGACUUACGUGAAUGGUUGUUUGUAACCUUGUGUGUACAUAAUCAUACUACAUUGUUUACUUUUGGUUCAAGGAAAGAAAAAACACAAAUGUGCAGAGUGUGAUUGCUGACUUCUGUUUUAUGUCUUGGUUCAUUAGUUAAGGUUAUCGUUGAAAGUACCAACAAACUUUGUUAAGGUUCUCAUGUAAUCUGAGUUUUCAUUUCAAAAUUAAAACGCUAAUAUCUCAAGAUUUUGCAUGCAAAUUCGCUGUAGUUUUACUCGAAGCAUUCUAUUAUUUUAAUUUGAUCCCCUUCUUGCUUCAUACAGGACAUUCAGUGUGGGAAGAAUAUAAUUUGAUCAAUUUUUGUUAAGUUAACUAGGUUUCUUUGUCCCUGAAGACAUAAAAUGGUUGCGGACUUGUGAGCUAAAUUAUCUGCGUUCAUUAUAUAAUUUAAAUCAAAAUGUUAUACAGCCAUACAACAUAGAGGAUUUGGUCCUCCAAAGUGAGUAAUUCACUUUAGAAUAUAAAAUAAGUGUCAUACAUUUAUAGGGAAAUAAGAACCCUUGAAACCCCUCAUUUGUAUUGUUUAGUUCAAUUUCAAAUAUGUCACAUUGAUAAUAUAAAAUUAUUUUUUU
Messenger RNA from Trifolium pratense (red clover), 2810 nucleotides. RefSeq names its product U-box domain-containing protein 38. The coding region runs from base 328 to 1926 and encodes 532 amino acids. Gene Ontology annotation, cellular component: cytoplasm; nucleus. Gene Ontology annotation, biological process: protein ubiquitination. NCBI's taxonomy places the organism in Eukaryota, Viridiplantae, Streptophyta, Magnoliopsida, Fabales, Fabaceae. The transcript has a single exon. Gene Ontology annotation, molecular function: protein binding; ubiquitin-protein transferase activity. The record is from RefSeq and is a predicted model, not a curated record.